AUGAUUGCAACAGAUGGUGUUGAUGACUUCCCAUGGUUCUUCAUUUGGAAACCUGAUAUUCCACCAAAGAUAAACUUUCUAGUUUGGUGUGCAUUCCAUGGUAAUUUGAAUACACUUGACAUGCUUCAGUGUAAAGGUAUGGAUGUUUAUAGUUCUUGUGUGCUUUGUGGCGAUAGUCCAGAGUCUAAAAAUCAUCUUUUGCUGCAUUGCAAAAUUGCAAGGAAGAUUUGGUCUGCAUUAACACCCACUGAGAAUUGGUCUUGGGUUUUCCCAGAAUCAAUGAUGGCUUUGGCACAUACUUGGCAAAACAAUCAUCUUUCUAAUUCAGGGAAAGUAGUUUGGGGUCUUAUACCGGCUGCUAUCAUUUGGAUCAUCUGGACGGAAAGGAAUUGCCGCACGUUCGAAGAACAUCACAUUUUCAAGACAGAUGAAGAGUUGUGCGACAGUGCAAAAUCUCUUGUUCUCACUUGGGCUUCAGCUGCUAACAAGAGGGUUCGUCUGAACUUCUCAAAUACUUUGAGAAACUGGGAGUAUGUUUUCUACUGA
Papaver somniferum (opium poppy) is the source of this 546-nucleotide messenger RNA. RefSeq lists its product as uncharacterized. Bases 1 to 546 code for a protein of 181 amino acids. NCBI's taxonomy places the organism in Eukaryota, Viridiplantae, Streptophyta, Magnoliopsida, Ranunculales, Papaveraceae. The record is from RefSeq and is a predicted model, not a curated record. The transcript has a single exon.